ACCAGCAGAGUGGAACCCUAACAGAGCUUUCUCCACCCUCACCUUCAAGGCCUGACACAGAACAACUCCAAAUAUUUCCGUAGGUUUACACAAAUAAGAACUUCAUUAGCCAGCAGAGGUUCAGCGAUGGUAGAGGGGAAGCCAUACCGGUACGGGCUGAUAACGGCGGGGCUGUGUGUGGCAGCAGUCGGCCUCUUCAUCAUGACUCAGGAGCAACCGCACAUCUACGGCACACUAUGUGUUCUGGGUGUCACCAUGGUGUGUGUCGGGACUGUGUGGAGCGUCUGCCAGUGUUAUCCCAAGGUCAUUUUGGCUCCUGAGAUCCAGGAGAAAAGUCUACAAGAUGUACUGUGUACGGCAGCUGGAACAAAAGACGAAAGGCAUGCUGAGGCUCUGCCAGGUUCCUGUGGCCAAAAGUUGAGUUGCAGCAGACUUCUUCCCGAAGCCCUGAGGAGCCAGUGUCACAGCUGCCCCACACUGCACCUGGUCUGAGGGAGGGACGCCAUCAUCAGAGGACUCUUCGUCGGUCUAACCAAAACACGCUGCUCUCAAGACAGUGAAGAGAUGCUCUGGUGCAUUUUUGUGACCUUUUUCUAAAUGACAGCAUCACUCACACAAGCUGCUGUUUGAAUAUGUAUUUUUUCAGUUUAACAUGCAUCACGUCUUCUCAGUGUGAAGUUAAUAAAGUUGAAUGUGUAUUGUUCA
This is a messenger RNA of Micropterus salmoides (largemouth bass), 705 nucleotides long. It is a transcript of the gene bsnd, whose product is annotated as barttin CLCNK type accessory subunit beta. The coding region runs from base 127 to 492 and encodes 121 amino acids. Gene Ontology annotation, molecular function: chloride channel regulator activity. Lineage: Eukaryota; Metazoa; Chordata; Actinopteri; Centrarchiformes; Centrarchidae. The transcript is spliced from 3 exons. Gene Ontology annotation, biological process: chloride transport. Gene Ontology annotation, cellular component: basolateral plasma membrane. The record is from RefSeq and is a predicted model, not a curated record.